CCAACUUACUCCAUUCCCCCAACAAACACCACUUGUCAUUUCUCAUGGCUUCCUCAUUCUAUUCCAUUUUCCUCUUCUCUCUUCUAUUGAUCUCCUCGGCGUUAGCUAAGAACUCUUUCCGUCCCAAAGCGCUAAUUCUUCGAGUGCAAAAAGACCCCUCUACCCUCCAAUAUGUCACCCAUCUCAACCAGAGAACUCCUUUAGUCCCUGUGAGUUUAAUACUAGACCUUGGUGGUCAAUUCUUAUGGGUAGACUGUGACCAAAGUUAUUCCUCCUCCUACUACCCCGCUCGAUGUCGUUCUGCCCAAUGCUCACUUUCUGGCUCUACUGCAUGCACCACAGAGUGCUACUCAUCCCCUAAACCAGGAUGCUACAACAACACAUGCAGUCUCUUACCCGAUAACACCGCCACCCGCACAUCCUCAGACGGUGAGCUUGGCUCUGAUAUCGUCACCGUUGAAUCCACUGACGGGAACGACCCCGGGAAGGUUGUCUCUGUGCCUCACUUUCUUUUUGUUUGUGGGUCCACAUUUCUCUUGGAAGGCCUUGCUAGUGGUGUUAAGGGCAUGGCUGGCCUUGGAAGGACUAAAAUUUCACUCCCUUCUCAAUUCUCUGCUGCUUUCAGCUUCCACAAAAAGUUCGCUAUUUGUUUGAGCUCUUCAAAUAAUGGUGUCACGAUCUUCGGUGAUGGACCGUAUGUGUUCCUUCCUGGUAUUGAUGCCUCAGACUCUCUCAGUUAUACCCCUCUCAUCCUCAACCCUGUGAGCACUGCCUCGGCUUAUUCUGUUGGUGAUGCUUCUUCGGAUUACUUCAUCGGAGUACAAUCCAUCAAGAUCAACGAAAAAACAGUACCCAUAAACACAAGUUUACUAACCAUAGACAGUGAAGGCAAUGGUGGAACCAAGAUCAGCACUGUCAAUCCCUACACAAUCUUGGAGACUUCAAUCUACAAAGCUGUCACUAAGUUCUUCAUCAAAGAGCUCUCUGGUGUUCCAAGAGUGGCAUCGGUGGCACCUUUCAAGGCGUGUUUCAACUCCAACAAUAUCUCAAGCACACGGGUUGGGCCGGCCGUGCCUUCCAUUGAUCUUUUGUUGCAGAGUGAGAGUGUUUUCUGGAGGAUCUUUGGUACAAACUCAAUGGUGCAGGUGAGUGAUGAUGUUUUGUGUCUAGGGUUUGUGGAUGGUGGUGCAAAACCUAGGACUUCUAUUGUGAUUGGAGGGUACCAAGUUGAAGACAACCUUCUGCAGUUUGAUCUUGCAGCAUCAAAGCUAGGGUUCAGCUCAUCACUGUUGUUUAGGCAAACAAAUUGUGCCAACUUCAACUUCACAUCCAAUGCUUAGAGAGACGGAGAGUGCGCGUGCGUGAGUUUGAAUUUCAAUAAUGUUAGCAUACAAUAUCACAUUUUAAAAAUGUCAAAGUAUAUAGAAUUAGAACACGAAAAUAACAUAAAAGAUAUAUUUUGUAGUUGAAAUUUAUUUUAAGUGUUGUCUACAUCACACUAAAGAUGAAUUUCAGUCACAUAAUAUAUUUUCUAUAUAUUUCGUGUUUUAAUUUUAUUUUUGAAUAUUGUUGCUUUUUAAAUAAAUGGCCAUGUGAUUGCUUGUGUGGCCUCACAUAUGUAUUCGUUUUUUAAUGCAACUUUUGUCAUAAAAUUUGCUGCAUUUUAGUGUU
Camellia sinensis is the source of this 1671-nucleotide messenger RNA. Its product is annotated as putative aspartic proteinase GIP2. Lineage: Eukaryota; Viridiplantae; Streptophyta; Magnoliopsida; Ericales; Theaceae. Gene Ontology annotation, biological process: proteolysis. Gene Ontology annotation, molecular function: aspartic-type endopeptidase activity. The record is from RefSeq and is a predicted model, not a curated record.